Messenger RNA from Zasmidium cellare ATCC 36951, 1197 nucleotides. Its product is annotated as glycoside hydrolase family 43 protein. Gene Ontology annotation, biological process: carbohydrate metabolic process. Gene Ontology annotation, molecular function: hydrolase activity, hydrolyzing O-glycosyl compounds. The record is from RefSeq and is a predicted model, not a curated record. Lineage: Eukaryota; Fungi; Ascomycota; Dothideomycetes; Mycosphaerellales; Mycosphaerellaceae. The transcript is spliced from 3 exons. Bases 1 to 1197 code for a protein of 398 amino acids.
AUGGUCGCCAUUCUCGUUGCUGUGAUUGUGGUGGCGGUCAUUCUCAGUGGACAUCGAGGCCACCAAGCAAACGCAGAGCCUGUGCCGGAGCCUGAUGACGACCACAAAUCACCGAUCAGAGGCGCAAUACCGUCUAACUUCCCCGAUCCGAGUCUCUACUACGAAAAGGGCACGUGGUAUGCCUUCGCGACGACCAAUGCUGCGGGCGUCCUUGAUUACCCCGAUGAUUCCAACAACGCAAGUCGCUACACGCUGGACUUUGGACUCGCCAACAUUCAGAUGGCAACCUCCAGCAACUUCGCGGAUUGGAACCUGGCUUCUCUCGCUGAUCAGCCACUGCCAGCGACUGGCAACUGGACGAUGGGUGCACAUCACAAGACAGACAAGCCUCACAUAUCUAGUACAUGGGCUCCAGCUGUGAUCAAGCGCGCAGAUGGCAAGUUCGUGAUGUACUACGCUGCCAUCCCUAGGGGGGCGAACCCGUACCCUCAUCGUGAAAAUGACGGCAAGAUCUCCUUCCCGCACCCACAUCCUCACUGCGUAGGAGCAGCAGUUUCGACUGGUACAUCGCCCGCAGGACCCUACGAGGCACUGGACGAUUACCUCGCCUGCCCGAAACCCGAAGGUGGAGCGAUCGACCCUGAGGUUAUGAGAGAUGCAGAUGGAAAGAUCUGGGUUACUUACAAGGUUGACGGCAAUAAUAUUGGCCAUGGAGGUCCCUGCGGCAACACAGUCCAACCAAUUUUACCGACCCCGAUCAUGCUGCAACAGAUGGAAGACGACGGCGUCACCAAAGUCGGCGACCCAGUCCAGAUCCUCCAAAACAACAACUCCGACGGACCUCUGAUCGAAGCACCAAUGCUCAUCAGAUCACCAGAAGGCGUCUACUUCCUCUUCUACUCAUCAGGGUGCACGCGCGAAAACACCUACGUGGUGAAGUACGCCACUUCGAGAGACAUCAAAGGACCGUACACUCGAGCUAAGGGCACUCUUCUCAAGACUGGCGACUGGGGCCUCGAAGCACCAGGAUCCAUCGGUAUCGUCGAGGACGGCCAGGAUGGGUGGAACAUGGCCUUUCACGCUCGAGUCAACUACGGCCAAGUCGGUCGAGUCCGCGCGAUGUUCACUACCAAGCUGAAGUUCGACGACACGAAGGUCACGAUGGUCCGCGACGACAGCACCAUUAGAGCGUCAUGA